Molecule: messenger RNA, 465 nt
Organism: Penicillium canescens
Lineage: Eukaryota; Fungi; Ascomycota; Eurotiomycetes; Eurotiales; Aspergillaceae
Product: GFA family protein
Exons: 1
Coding region: 1-465 (154 amino acids)
Molecular function (GO): carbon-sulfur lyase activity
Source: RefSeq, a predicted model, not a curated record
AUGGGAAUGAAAGCCCGCUGCCAAUGCAGCAAAAUCCAAUUCACAACCCCAACAGACAAACCCCUAAAACUAUGGAUCUGCCACUGCACAGAAUGCCAACACCAAAGCUCCUCAGCCUUCGGCAUCACCGCAACAUUCCCUUAUUUCGAGCUCCCAGCAUCGCAUUCGGAGUUGGUGGGCAGCUAUACCCGUGUUACGCUCAAGGGCCGUGACAUGGAGUGCAUUUUCUGCAAGAAUUGUGGUUCGCGGCUUUUCCAUCGCUUCCGGGAUUCCGUGCCUGCACCGGGUGAACAGCCGCAUUUUUCGGCUAUUACCAAUGUCAAAGGUGGUUGUUUGGAGGAUCUUGAUAGGGAGAUGUUGAGUUCUGCUGUUCAUAUUUGGUGUCAGGAGGCCAUUGUUGAUAUUCCCGAGGGUGUGGAGAGGUGGGAGGAGGCGCCUCCUGAGCCGAAUCCGUUGGUAAACUAG